Mauremys mutica (yellowpond turtle) is the source of this 1252-nucleotide messenger RNA. RefSeq names its product asparaginase and isoaspartyl peptidase 1 (gene ASRGL1). Lineage: Eukaryota; Metazoa; Chordata; Testudines; Geoemydidae. Gene Ontology annotation, molecular function: asparaginase activity. Bases 174 to 1112 code for a protein of 312 amino acids. The record is from RefSeq and is a predicted model, not a curated record. The transcript is spliced from 7 exons.
CAUGCCUGAUAACUGCUGCUCAAGCGAUCACCAGCCUUUUACACUAGAACCGUCUCAUGCGGAAGUAGGACUGAACAUUUGCAGAUCGGUGGCUCCUGUUCCUGUGUCCCCCCCCCCUUAAGAUUUUCUACUCAUUAGUGAAGCCUGCAAGAACAACCAUUUGAUUUGGCAGCAUGAAGCCUGUUAUUGUGGUUCAUGGUGGAGCUGGCCGCAUCUUUAAAGAUCGGGAAGAAGGAGCUCGUUCAGGUGUUACCAGAGCAGCACUGAAAGGUUACAGUAUCCUUAAACAAGGAGGCAAUGCAUUAGAUGCAGUUGAAGAAGCAGUGACAUCAAUGGAAGAUGAUCCACAUUUUAAUGCAGGCUGUGGAUCUGUUUUAAAUGAGAAGGGUGAAGUAGAAAUGGAUGCCAUUAUCAUGGAUGGAAAAAAUCUAGCCUCAGGAGCAGUAUCUGCAGUUAAAUGUAUAGCUAACCCAAUAAAGCUUGCUCGUCUUGUCAUGGAAAAGACAGAGCACAUGUUGCUGACUGACCAUGGGGCAAACCUUUUUGCCAAAGCCAUGGGUGUUCCUGAGAUUCCAGGGGAGAAACUUAUAACACAAAGAUCCAGAGAGAGAUGGAACAAGAACCUUGAGCCAGAUUCUAACCCUCAGGAGUUUAAAAAAGACCCUGGAACAGUUGGUGCCGUUGCUAUAGACAAUGAAGGAAACGUAGCUUGUGCAACAUCCACUGGGGGACUCGCUAAUAAACUGGUUGGCCGAGUCGGUGAUUCAGCGUGCAUAGGAAGUGGAGGCUAUGCUGAUAACCAUGUUGGUGCCAUCUCUACCACAGGACAUGGAGAAAGCAUGAUGAAAGUGGUCCUAGCCCGACUUAUUCUCUAUCACAUGGAACAAGGAAUGUCACCGGUGGAGGCUGCUGACACUGCAUUGAAUUAUAUGAAAACAAGAGUGGGUGGAUUAGGAGGUGUCAUAGUUGUCAGCAAUUCAGGGGAUUGGGCAGCAAGGUUCUCCACCAAGCAGAUGUCUUGGGCUACAGUGAAGGAUGACCAGUUGCAGUAUGGCAUUUACACAGGGGAGAUACAUACGAGCUCUGUUGCAGAAGCACUUGAAUCCAAGUAAUUCUGAGGAUGAAGAAAAGUGGAUAGUACAGCAGGAGAAAAAUCUCAGUCUUCAUGGGGAGCAGUGAAAAUUGAUGUUAUCUUUCUGAAAAGAUUUACCUUCUAUUAAAUAUUCCCAGAAUCAGGGCCGGCUCUAGACCC